AUGCAGAAAGUUUAUAAAUAUAUCGGAACUGCUGCAUUGCAGGAGGAGGAUAUGAAUAGUACAAAUGAUUUGCAAACGUCUGCUGCUAGUAAUCGAAGAAACGUUGCUCAAGAAUCUAGUUAUAUAUCGUCUCAUGGCACAACUCUUUCUUUUGUUUCUGGACCAACUUUUACAGCUGGCUCAGUCACAUCAGUAAACCUUCAGGGGACUCCUGCAACAUAUAUACCCAUACAGGUUCCCGGGGUAAUUGGAACGGCUUUCACACAAACCCCCGCUUUCGCUGCUCCACUAAUCUAUCCAUCAACACUAACAACAGCAUAUAUUAGUGGACCUCCCACUGCACCACCUGUUGCUCCGUGUACAUUUCUGUCAGCUGCUGCACCGAUCACAGCUAUGUGUCACUGCAUAUAUGCGCAACCAUGUGCUCUUCAUCAUCGUCCUAUCUCCUAUGCUUCCCAUUCUUUCUCUUCUAUGGGUGCUGUGCCUGCGACAUUAUCACAAAGUCAUUCUCAUACCUUGCCAUCAACCAGAACGAGUAACAUUUCAUCCACCAGAGUGACAUCUUUGCCACCUACGUUAACUUUACCAUCUCUUCGGUCGUCUGUUAUGCGUCUUAAGCGUUCGGGUGAGCAACUUUCUGCAGCUCAGUCUGCGGCCAAUGCCUCAGAAAGUGGACCGAAUAUUCGGUUGCAGAAAAUACGACGUGUUGAACGGAGUGCAGAAGCAACAACUUCAGAUUCAACUUUUCGGCGUCAUAUGCAAACGCGAAAUGACGACGGAAAUACUUCGGAUAAUAGCAGACCAAAUAUAAAUCCGGUGUUUUGCUGUGAUUGUCGUAGUCGUUCAACUUACAAUUGUCCUUUCCAGUCAUGUGCAUAUCAUCAUCAUCAUCAUAUCUGUCCACGUCAUCCUAUUUGUUUUUGUAGUCGGAGAGAAUCAAGUACUAGCCACAGACGUGAAACUGAUAUCAAUCCAGUCCAUGAUAUGUUGCUUUCAUCUCGAUUUGCGCAGAUCGAACGUCAACAACAGGCCAAUAAUUUGUGGUUUCAACGACAAUCCAUGUCAGCAAAUAAUUUGAUUGGUGUUGAUAUUGUUCCUAGACGCGUACCAACUCAACCAAUGGUUUUCUUACCACGUCAUCAGCAGCAACCAAUUAUGGAGCUUGCCAUGGUUUUACUGCAAUCUGAACCGAAUGUCCUUCUGGGUAGCGCGCCUCAUACUGCCGUUGACCCACUUCCAGUAGGGGCUACUCCUGAUCAAAUUCAUCGUUUCUCAACGGUAUACAGAUAUUUCAAAGAAAGCAAUGUUCCGGAAAAUGAGCAGGAACGCUGUACGGUGUGUCUCAAUAAUUUUGAGAUGAACGAGGAAGUUCGAGCCCUUCGCUGUAGUCAUGUAUUCCAUGUAGUUUGCAUUGAUCGUUGGCUUGUGUAUAACAAGAAAUGUCCUGUCUGCCGUUUAGAGAUGGAUAAAACAAAUGGAUUGUCGUCCGUUUCUGUGUGA
This is a messenger RNA of Thelazia callipaeda (thelaziosis nematode), 1500 nucleotides long. NCBI's taxonomy places the organism in Eukaryota, Metazoa, Nematoda, Chromadorea, Rhabditida, Thelaziidae. The record is from the annotation of a GenBank genome assembly.